AUGCUCAAAUCUACCUACACAGCCCCUCCCCCUUUGCCUCCAGGGUGGUCGGAGCACCGAGCCCCCUCAGGCCAUUUGUACUAUUAUAAUUCAGCUACCAAACAGUCGACAUACACUCGACCACAGCCUCAAGCUCCUCAGCCUCCCCCGCCCGCACAGGAAGCUACACAGACCCUUCCGUUUUACACGCCGGAGACACUCCCGCCAUUUUCUUCUACACCCUACGGACCGGGACCUGCGCAACAUGGCCCACCGCACUCUGGCCGUGGUGGUCGAGGGGCGUUUCGCGGCGGCAGAGGUUAUCAUGACCGUGGGCGUCGAGAAACGGAAGAUAGACCAAAGUCGAAGCAUCCUAUACCCAAUUGCAGCCCAUGGCUGCUCGUGAAAACCAAACUUGGACGGCGAUUCGUGCACAACCCCGAAACCAACGAGAGUUUUUGGAAGUUUCCAGCGGAGGUACUCAAAGGUGUGAUUGAAUAUGAUCGCCUAGAGCGCGAGCGCAAAGAAAGAAAAGAACGGGGCGAGGAGCCCGUGGAGGAAGACAAAGAUACCACGGCUACACAAGAAAAGGAUUCGCCCCGAAAGCAAGAAGAGACCACCCAUGCAGAAACUUACGCCGAGGUGGAGGCUGCAGAAGGCGCAGAAGAUAGCGAGUACGAAGAGGUCGAGGUUACCGACAGCGAAGAAGAAGAGGGUCAGCCAUCAAAACGUGCGCGAACCGAAAGCGAAGGCGCCCAAGACCAACCAGUUGAAUUUACCGAGGAAGACAUGGAAUAUCAACUUGCGGCCAUGGGCGAGGAAUAUGGACUGGACCCAGCCGAAUACGGCGAGCCUGGCGAAGGAGAGUGGGAAGAGGGCGCUGAAGGUCUGCCAUUGACUGAAGCCGACGCCGAUGCGCUUUUUCGUGAUCUACUCGAUGACCACCACAUUAAUCCAUUCACCACAUGGGAGAAUGUCAUCGAGGAAGGUCGCAUCAUUGAGGAUCCGAGAUACACUGCACCUUCAAACAUGAAGGCACGGCGGGAUAUCUUUUCCAACUGGAGCCGAGACCGAAUCCAAGAAGUCAAGGAGCGCAAGGAGAAGCAGGAGAAAAAAGAUCCUCGGAUCAAAUACCUGGCGCUCCUACAGGAAUAUGCGACCCCCAAGCUUUACUGGCCCGAAUUCAAGCGCAAGUACCGCAAAGAGCCGGAAAUGAAGGAUUCUCAGCUUUCGGAGAAGGAUCGCGAGAAGUUCUAUCGAGAUUACAUUUCGCGACUGAAGCAGCCCGAAAGCAGUCGGAAAUCAGACCUUUCUACUCUGCUCAAGUCCAUUCCACUACACUCUUUGAAUCGAUCAUCAAGCCUGGAAGCCCUUCCUGUGCCAAUUAUCAUCGAUCUUCGUUACAUUGCACUUGCGCCCAAGGUGCGCAAUCCGUUAAUUGAGGCGUACAUAUCGACUUUGCCACCUGCACCAGCCGAGAAAUUGAGCGCAGAGCAGCAAGAAGAGAACGAUCGGAAACAGAUUGAAAGAGAGAAGCGUGAGAAAGCCUUCGCAGACCGCCAGAAGCGGGUUGAAGAAGAGAAACGCAGACAACGAGGCAAUCUUCUUCGUGGCAAGGACCUUCUCAGAGAAGGCGAGGCCGAAAUUGAAGAGGCCAUGAAGGUCCGCAAGGACAGACUACGCAGUUACAUGGACGUGGACACGGUGGCAGGCGAAGACUAG
Penicillium alfredii is the source of this 1701-nucleotide messenger RNA. RefSeq lists its product as uncharacterized. The transcript is spliced from 2 exons. Gene Ontology annotation, cellular component: nucleus. NCBI's taxonomy places the organism in Eukaryota, Fungi, Ascomycota, Eurotiomycetes, Eurotiales, Aspergillaceae. Gene Ontology annotation, molecular function: transcription coregulator activity; RNA polymerase binding. The record is from RefSeq and is a predicted model, not a curated record. Bases 1 to 1701 code for a protein of 566 amino acids.